Eutrema salsugineum is the source of this 576-nucleotide messenger RNA. RefSeq lists its product as uncharacterized. Bases 1 to 576 code for a protein of 191 amino acids. The record is from RefSeq and is a predicted model, not a curated record. The transcript is spliced from 2 exons. NCBI's taxonomy places the organism in Eukaryota, Viridiplantae, Streptophyta, Magnoliopsida, Brassicales, Brassicaceae.
AUGUCGACGCAAUCUCCCACACACGAUCCGGAAUCUCCCUAUUAUCUGGAUCCAGAAUUUCAACCGGAAAACAAGCUCUCGACGGUAAUACUUAGCGAAGCGGAAGACAACUACUUCAUCUGGAAGAGAGAUGUUCUGGAAUCCCUUGGAAUGAGGAAUAAAACCGGGUUCGUGGACGGCUCCGUCGCGAGACCCGAGCCUUCCUCGCCGCUCUACGACGCAUGGAAACAGUGUAACGGGGUGGUCACGUGCUGGCUGCUGAAUUCGGUGAGCGAACCGCUGCAAUAUUAUGUGUUUUUCGCUGAGACGGCGCAUAAAGCCUGGGUAGAUUUCCGGCGGAUUUUCGCCCCUAGCCCCGAAUUGAAGAUCUACCAGCUUCGCCAGAGAAUCGCGAUGAUGAGGCAAGGCGGUGAUUCGGUCGCCACUUAUUUCGGGAAGCUGGAUCUGGCUUGGCAGGAGCUGUCGGAGUAUGAUCCCGUACCGGAGUGUGUGUGCGGCGGUUGCCGGUGCGACGUCUCCAAACGUGCCAAAGAGGCCAGAGACAAGGAGCAGCUUUUCGGGUUUCUUAUGGGUUAG